UUGGUGCGUAUCGCGUGCGCGACGGGAGAUUUUCGGUCCGGUGAAACAGUUCUGUGGAAAUUGUAGUUUUACUUACUAAAUUCUCUUCUGCUGGUGCAUGGUUCCUCGUAACGGCUUCCCAGACACAUUGUAAUAAGUAGCUGCCCCAACAUUGUGCCUGCAGUCGAGCCUCCAGUUAGGCAGUUUAUCGUAGCCGUUGUUUUGUGUCGCAAUUUCCGCCGUGCCCAAUUGGCUUUAAUUCAAUAAUAAGACGACGGUGUAUAACGUGGGUUGUCGGAUGUGCCACUAGGAGAGCAGAAAGUGCGAAGUUAUUUAGUGUCCUGCUCCUGCAGAAAAUUUUCACCGAAAAAAACAAAGAUGAUGGCCAGCUAUUAUGAAAUUUUGCUCAUCUGUGGCAUCAUACUGUUGCCCAUAUUCUACGAAACGUCCCACAAAUUUCGAUACUUUUUCAAAUUCUUCGUGUACUAUUUUGUGGUCAUGAUCAACUCGUUAAUAUUGAUCCCAUUCAUGCUGUUCCGGCCCAAGGAUGUUCGGAAUUUGAUAUGGGCAGGAACACUCUGUCGACCAAUAUCAACGGUUCUUGGCAUCAAAUGGGAACUGCGGGGCGCGGAUAUUCUAUCGCGAGAUGAGGCGUACAUUAUCGUUUCCAACCACCAGAGUUCGCUGGAUGUUCUCGGAAUGCUGGACUUCUGGCACGUGAUGAACAAGUGCACCGUCAUAGCGAAGAAGGAACUGCUAUUCACCGGACCGUUUGGCAUAGCAGCAUGGCUUAGCGGUCUGAUCUUCAUCGACCGGAAGAAGGCUGCAGCAGCACACGUUGCUAUGAACGAUUCCACCACCAUGCUGAAGGAAAAACGCGUCAAGUUGUGGGUCUUCCCGGAGGGUACCCGACGGAAUACCAACGAAAUCCAUGAGUUCAAAAAAGGCGCCUUCCAUGUGGCCGUACGAUCGCAACUGCCGAUCAUGCCGGUGGUGUACAGUUCGUACGGUUCGUUCCUAGACGACAAGGCCAAGAUUUUGAACAACGGCCACGUCAUCGUGACCACAAUGGAACCGAUCGAAACCAAGGGCCUAACCAGCGAUGAUAUCCCGGAGCUGAUUGAACGGGUCAAGAGUGCCAUGCUGGAUACGUUCAAGGCUACCACAAAGGAGGUGGAGAACAAGUACAGUGUCAACAAGAACGGUUCGACCGGGAGCCUCAGUGGAUCUAAAUUGAGACUGCGUUGCAUUGAUGAUCUCAUUAAGCCAAAGCUGUCCAGUCGCAUCAAUGCCACCGCUGAUGGUUCGCCAUCUAAGGAGAGUACCGUCUAUCGGAGGAAGGACUAAGCGGCAUUUGCUCGAUUUUGACAGUGUGAUAAGAUAUAAACCUGAAUUUUAUUUUUGUCAGUGAAAGCAUUCCCUCUAAGAGUGGAAUACCGUAAAUUCAGUUCAACAUUUUACCGAAGGAGUGCGUAUGAUAAGUAGGAAAAACUAAACUAUGACCUAGUGUGAGUAAAGAGUGAGGAAGAGACGCUAGUAACGAAGAAAUUUUGUUGAUUUCCAUAUUUAUUGCUGUAUUUUUUGUACAUUUUUUUUUGUUAUGUUAUUAAAAGUUAUUGUAUUUAAAAUGUGAAGUUGAAAUAAGAAGACACUUUUGACCAUUCCAAGGUUAAAUUUCAAAUUGCAACAACAACAACAUACAAAUAACAGUAGGGUGAAUCAUUUCUAAAAAUGAUUCAUCAAAAACCCAGAUUUUGUCUGUAGAUCUCGCCAUAUAAAAUCGCUAACGAGACUUUUAUUUGAUUCCUGCCAUGAUCCCGUUUUAGUAGACCCCGUACAAACAGUGCGCACUAAUCAACAACGAUAGACAAUGUGCAGUCGGAUUUUGCUUUUCAGUCUGUGUCAUAUUAUAUAGCGUAAGAAUGUUAGUCCAUUAGUUUGAUACAUUUUUGAUCGAAACCCUACAUAAAUGGUGGCGAAAAGAAAACUGGUUGCAACAGAAAUUUGCCAUACUCAAACUAAAUGUAUAUUUAAAAGCAACAAAUUCCGGCUAAAAAUUACCAAAAACUUGUGUUAAAAUAGUAAAUGUUUAGUUUAAGGUAAUGUUGCCCGAAACAACAACUGAAAUUUUCACAUUUUUCGGAUGGAUCGAUACAGUUUUGUCAGAACAAAAAUAAUCUGAAACUAGUUGAUACCUACAUACAUAAAUAGAUUUUUACCGCAGUAAUGCAACAAUGUAAAACAGGAAAGAUGCAAUGUUUUUAAGUAUAGGGUUAUGAUAGGAAUGAGAACACAUAAAGUGAGGUUAUGUCAUCUUAUUUGAGAGAUUAGAAGGAAGGGUUGCAAGUGAUUUUGAUCGACUUUCUCUUGAUAACCACGGCUUUACAAACAUAUUUCGCGCUAUGUCUGCUACAUAGUUUGAUAAAGGACGCAUCAAAGCAUGGAAAAUCAUUUACAUUCAUUUCGUGCAUUCAUGUACAUUAAUUUGUCUCUAACUUUUUUCAUCAACAAAAUUAAGAAUUCCAUAAAAUGAUUAAUGAAGCUAUUGUAGGUUUUAUAACUAACUACAACUUUUGUGAAUAAUUCAAAUCUGUAUCUCUUAUGCAUGGUGAAACAGAGCGUCCAGAACCCACCAUUGUUUUUCAGUGAAUGUAAAUUACAUUCACUGAAAAACAAUAAUAAGUUCUAGUUCGUCGAGCAGAAGAUAUACAGGUUUGUGUUAUCUACAAUACUUAUAGCUAAUCAUAAAACCUACAAAAGCUUUAUACAUCAUUUUGCGGAAUUCUGUUGAUGAAAAAAAUUAGAGACAAGUGAAUGUAAAUGAUUUUCAAGGAAUGUGUUUGCAGCCGAGUUAUUAACGAAAGAGAAAGUUGACGAAGAGAAUCGAUCAAAGUCACUUACACCUAUUUCCUUCUAACCUCCUAAUUUGAAAUUAUUGUUCAAUGCAAUUCAAUCAUGAUGUAAGUAAGAUCAAAACAAUGUAGGGACACAAUUUUAGUUCAUUUUUAUUUCAUAUCAAGCCGGACAUAAAAGAUUUUGUGCACGUUGAGUCCUAGACAAUGUAUUUUUAUCAUAAACUUUAACAGGAAACAUCCAAGCGCUUUGUAUUGUAAUCCCGUUCAAAUACAAUAAUAAAGUAUUCUUCA
Molecule: messenger RNA, 3125 nt
Organism: Ochlerotatus camptorhynchus
Lineage: Eukaryota; Metazoa; Arthropoda; Insecta; Diptera; Culicidae
Product: 1-acyl-sn-glycerol-3-phosphate acyltransferase alpha-like
Exons: 3
Coding region: 358-1326 (322 amino acids)
Biological process (GO): phosphatidic acid biosynthetic process
Cellular component (GO): membrane; endoplasmic reticulum
Molecular function (GO): 1-acylglycerol-3-phosphate O-acyltransferase activity
Source: RefSeq, a predicted model, not a curated record